AUGGACUACCCAAAGGGAUUAGAUCCGUUAAUUUCAAGACAACAUUUAUUGCAUCAUACAUUCUCACCAUUAAUUUCAAUUCAUGCUACUCAUAAUGUUGAUGUUAUUUUUCAAUCAAUAACGAAUAAUCAAAACAUCUCCACAUUACAAAUAUUCAAACCAUAUGGGAACAAUGCCAAAUAUUCAGUACCAAAUCAACAAUAUAAAAUAUUAAAUACUCAGUUGAUGACGAAAAAUUAUGCUAGUUUCCCCAUAAGAUUUGAACCUUCUUUACCUGAACUUUUAAGUAUUUUAAAUGCUCAAAGCAAUAGCAAUAUUGGUGGUAAAUCACUGAAUAGACUUGCUUCUAGUUCUUCACCAACUUUAUCACAUUCAUCAUUGAAUGAAGGUAUUAUAGGUGGGAGUAAUAAUAGUGGAAACAGCGGAACACCGUUGAAUCAAUUGUUUAGUAUUUCUUCGUUAGAAAGUUAUUUAAGACAUGUGGCGAAAGAUAAUGGCAAAGAUAUGUACUUAACAUUAUUUGAUAAGAUGAUUACUUCAAAUCAAAUUACUCCAUUUGAAACAUUUAAUCAUCCAGUAAGUCAAAUUUUCAUUAUUGAUUAUGAAACUGAUUCAAUAGAAGAUUUAAGAAAAUUAAUUGUUGAUUUUAGAAAUUUUAAUUUCCCAAAAUAUUUCCAAAUUGAUGAUUUAAUGGUUCAUAUUUUUAUUAUUUAUGAUUUAGGUAAAUUUUCCAGUAAUGAAAUUGUAAGUUUCUCAAAUGAAAUCAAGAAUAAAUUAAAUCUUAAUUGUACUAUAUUCCCCAUGAACUAUAAUAAUGAAGAAACUGAGGAGGAUAAAAAUAUAAUAUCAUUAAUUGAGAAUUGUACAAUUGAAGAAGAUUUACAAAGAAUUAGCUUGAAUGAAUCAAAUGAUGGGUUUCAAAUAAGCAAGAGUAUAGAUGUGACUAUACGAACUAAAUUAAGUGAAUAUAUCAACAAAUUUUUAAUUCCUCAUAUGCAAGCAAAGAUUAGAUUAUGGGAUGAUCAGAUGUUACAACCAAAGAAAUCAAUUACGGGGAGAUUUUUCCUGGUUUCAAGGAAAUUGUUCAAUAGCGGGAAUAACAGUGAUACAAAUUUACUAAAUAAUUCUGCUAUAAAAAAUGGAGGUAAUAAUCCAAAUUCUUCAUUUAAUUAUCAGGAAAAUUAUUAUUAUAAAUCGUCUUCAGAACAAGUUUUAAGAAAACUAGCUGAUUGGUCAAUAAUGUUGAAAGAUUUCAAGUAUGCUUAUUCGACAUAUGAAAUAAUUAGAAAAGAUUACAGUAAUGAUAGAGCAUGGGUUUAUGUUGCAUCAACACAAGAAAUGUGUAUUGUUUCAUUAUUAUUAGCACAAACUCAACAAAACUUAAACCCAACGAUUAAAACCCCAGUUCCAGAUAAAAACACAUUAAGAAAGAUUAGACAUGAUAUAAUCGAUCCAUAUAUGGAUAACUUAUCAUAUACGUUUAAAUCAAGAUUAAAUUUGAAAACUUUUAGUUUCAGAACCAUGAUUAUUGUGGUGGAGUUGUUGUUGUGCAUGAGUCAAAUUUUCCAUAUUUCCUAUUGGUGGUAUGAAAUGAUUGAAAAGUAUCUUUUGAAAUUAUCCAGUGAUUUCGAACACCAUUUAGCAGGAGUAAUGACAACUUAUAAUUAUCUGAUUAUAAAAGCUAUUUUGCAUGAAAGAUUAGGUUAUAAUGCUGGCAGAUCGAUAUUUUUAUUAUGGGAAAAUUAUUCACUAUUACAGGAAACUCUUACAGGUCAGGAUAAUACCAAGGAAGAAGAACAAGAGGAAGAAGGAAUGUAUGUUAAUCAAAUGAAAAUGCCAGUACCGAAGAAUGCAACCACUAUUGGAUGUACAAGAUAUAGAAAAUCAGCAUUAUGGUACUUGUUAUCCAUGAAACAAUGGAAGCUACUGAACAAUACAUCACAAAUAAAACGAUUAUUUAAUAAUAUUGCAUUAGUAUACCCAGAAAAUGAAGAUAGUAUAGAAGCUUGGUAUAAUAGAAGUGAUGAACUAUUAGGAAACAUUAAACAAUCACUAGAGUAA
Candida tropicalis MYA-3404 is the source of this 2061-nucleotide messenger RNA. RefSeq names its product Gsg1p (gene GSG1). Gene Ontology annotation, cellular component: cytoplasmic vesicle; phagophore assembly site; TRAPPIII protein complex. The coding region runs from base 1 to 2061 and encodes 686 amino acids. Gene Ontology annotation, biological process: protein localization to phagophore assembly site; endoplasmic reticulum to Golgi vesicle-mediated transport. NCBI's taxonomy places the organism in Eukaryota, Fungi, Ascomycota, Pichiomycetes, Serinales, Debaryomycetaceae. The transcript has a single exon. The record is from RefSeq and is a predicted model, not a curated record.